Messenger RNA from Trametes versicolor FP-101664 SS1, 612 nucleotides. RefSeq lists its product as uncharacterized. The transcript is spliced from 7 exons. Bases 1 to 612 code for a protein of 203 amino acids. NCBI's taxonomy places the organism in Eukaryota, Fungi, Basidiomycota, Agaricomycetes, Polyporales, Polyporaceae. The record is from RefSeq and is a predicted model, not a curated record.
AUGGACAACUAUGGGGAUCAUGAAAUCAAAGCUGCUGUGAACCACACCCGCCACACAACAGGCACCGCACUUCGCGCCGUCGUAAUCAUAAGCCAGCCUGUAGUCAUGGACGUCAAGACCGUCCAGGGCAUGGUCGAAGACAUUGAAAAGCUUGCGCUGACAGUGGAGGAGACUGCGCGCGUCCGGGCGUUUCGCGUCAGGGUAGAGACGGAUCAGCAAAUGGUGCAGCGACUCGUACACACGGCAUUCAAGGCCCUCGUGUACGAGGUCGGCAGGACACGGCCGCGCCUACUCCUGCUACCCAGCCGUCAUGACUGGGAUCCGGCGUGCGGAUGUCCAGCUUAUCCGGAGGACUUAGACACAGAUGACUGGUUCGACAACGAUCAGAUAGUCUCAUCUGUCGAUCGCUUCCCCGGCACACGAUACCGACUCGCCAACGGAUACGACAUCAUAUCUGCACGGGGUCAGAGACGAGCCGCCAAGACGGCGACGCUCAACGGCACGCUUGUGGUCGUGAAGCGCGCUAGUCGGCAUUCCGGGCGAGCGGUCAAUAUCACGCCCCCGGAAGUUUCCUUGAUCAAUGCAGUGGUCGAGAGGUACGUCGCCGGUUAA